Messenger RNA from Merops nubicus (carmine bee-eater), 1765 nucleotides. RefSeq names its product proprotein convertase subtilisin/kexin type 5-like. Gene Ontology annotation, cellular component: Golgi membrane; trans-Golgi network. The transcript has 14 exons. Gene Ontology annotation, biological process: peptide hormone processing. The record is from RefSeq and is a predicted model, not a curated record. The annotation marks the transcript as partial. NCBI's taxonomy places the organism in Eukaryota, Metazoa, Chordata, Aves, Coraciiformes, Meropidae. Gene Ontology annotation, molecular function: serine-type endopeptidase activity.
AUGAGUGCAGGUGAUAUGGAAGACUUGCUAGCCAGUGAGUAUCAGCCAAAGCUUUUGAAGCAUGUAGCAGCACUAAGGGAGGUGUGUGUGGGCUCUGGUGGCUGGUUCAGCUGGGUUGUGGUAGCCACUUUGACUAGUUGUUACUCAGCAGGUCCCUGCAAUCCAGAAUGCAGUAAAGUAGGGUGUGAUGGGCCAGGACCAGAUCAUUGUACUGACUGUCUGCACUACUACUACAAAUCUAAGAACAACACACGGAUCUGUGUUUCGACCUGCCCACCUGGUCACUACAAUGCAGACAAGAAACGCUGUAAAAAAUGCUCACCCAAUUGUGAAACCUGUGUUGGAGGCCAUAGUGACCAGUGCAUGACCUGUAAAUCUGGCUACUACCUGAAUGAAGUAACCAAUAGCUGUAUUACCAACUGCCCUGAUGGGUUUUACCUGGAUAAGAAUAUGAUUGUUUGCCGAAAAUGUAGUGAAAACUGUAAGACAUGUAUUGAAUUCCAAAUCUGCACAGAAUGCAAACAUGGCCUAAGUUUGCAUGGCACUAAAUGUGCUAUCCGCUGUGAAGAAGGGAAAUACCAUAAUGGUAGAGAAUGUGAACCAUGUCAUCGUUCUUGUGCAACAUGUGCAGGUGCUGGAGUGGACGGCUGUAUAAACUGUACACAGGGUUAUUUUAUGGAAGAUGGAAGAUGUGUGCAGUCCUGCAGUAGUGGUUAUUACCUUGAUCAGUCUACUGAAAGUGGAUACAAAAGCUGCAAAAGAUGUGAUGCCAGCUGUUUGGAUUGCAGUGGUCAAGGAGACAGAAACUGUACAAGCUGUCCAAGUGGGUAUAACCUAGACACUGGUGUCUGUGUAGUGGGAACAGUCUGCAAGGAUGGGGCCUAUCUUGAUGAUUCCCAAGAAUGUCGGUUGUGUGAAGCAUCCUGUCAGAAGUGCAUUGGACCUGAGGUAGAUGACUGCAUCAGUUGCUCACGCACAAGGGUCUUUGAUGAUGGUCGCUGUGUUAUGCAAUGCCCCAAAGGAAAGUUUGAAUUCAAAGGACAAUGUCAUUUAUGCCACCAUACCUGUCUGGACUGCAGUGGAAGUGAACCAAACAAAUGUACCGCUUGUGGAACAGAUAGCAGAGGGAUUGAACGUUUCCUGUAUCAUGGGGAGUGCAGAGAGAGCUGUCCUCCAGGUCACUACCAUUCAGAGCACACCUGCGUGGCUUGCUCUGGCCACUGUGAGGUGUGUCUGGACUCCAGCCACUGCAAGAGAUGUCUCAGAGGCUACUACCUUACUCAAAACAUAUGUCAGAAGCACAGUUGUAGAGAAGGUGAAGUGGAAGACCCUGACUCUGAAGAUUGCAUACCAUGUUUAGAUGGAUGCCAGAACUGUAAAUUGGUUGUGGUACUUGUAAUUCAGCAGGCACACCUGAAGACGUAUAAGCAGCACUGCUAUAAAUACUGCCCAGAAAACACUUACAGAGAUGAAAGUUCUCUUCAAUGUCAAGAUUGUCCUAGCAGCUGUGAUAGCUGUGACAAGGACAAAUGUGACUCGUGUAAGGAAGGCUUUUAUCUCUCAGGUGGCACAUGUGUGCAUGAGUGUGGAGAUGGGUUCUUCACUGAUGACAUCUCUAGAGAAUGUGAACCUUGCCACCGGAGCUGUGCAACAUGUGUUGGGUACAGCUAUAAGAACUGUACUGGGUGCAAAAACAGUUUUCAGCUAUCUCAUGGGCAGUGUCUGAAUCCAAGAAAUUCUUCACCCAGCGGGAAGUUCUGGAGUG